AUGGAAGGUGGGGGGUGUGUGGGUCUCCCCGGAGCUCUGGACGCCGAGUGCGCCCAGAAAAAGCAUCACUCUUUAUUGCACCCUGAAAGAAAAGAAACUGUAAGAGAAGAAAGUCAGGAAGACCAUACAAACAUAGUAUCACAUUUUACAAAACAACCUGGUCAAAUUUUAUUAGCUACCGCACUGGUGGAUGUGUCUUCAAGCAAUGGAAACAUAGGAACCUACCGUGCUCUCAUUGACCAAGGCUCUCAGGCCUCGUUUGUGUCAGAGGAUAUCGUUCAAACGUUGCGUUUGAAACGAGAAAAAAUCAACGGCGUGGUCACUGGACUGAGUGGAGGUAAUCAGCUUAGCAUCAAACAUAUGGUGGAAGUCAACCUUAGAUCGAAGGUUCAACCAACCUUCACAGUCCAUGUCAAGGCGUAUGUUCUACGUAAUAUUACAAACUAUUUGCCAACACAGCAAAUCACGAUGUUUAAUUGGCCUGAACUAGAUAACAAAACACUAGCAGAUCCUGAGUUUCAUAUACCGAAUAAAAUACAACUGCUGCUAGGCGCUGAAGUCUAUAGUAAGAUCAUAGAUGUCGGUUUGCUGAAGAGUCCGUCUGGGUCUAUAGUAGCACAAUCAACAUACCUGGGAUGGAUUCUAUCUGGUGAUACUAACGAUACAAAACCUGUAAAGGAAAAACAAACAAUUAGUUUACACAUCUCUGUAAGUGAUAAUGAACAACUAAAAAGGUUUUGGGAAAUUGAAAAUGAAGUACUUACCAAUGAACGUAAAAUGACUAAGGAAGAGCAGAUGUGUGAAGAGAUCUAUAAAAAAACGACGGUCAGAGUAGAAUCUGGUAGAUAUAAAGUACAUAUACCUUUUAAAGAAAAUAUAGAACCAGUAGAGAAAUGUGGAAAAACUAAGGAAAUAGCAACAUCUAGAUUUCUACAAUUAGAAAGAAAAUUUAAGUACAAUAUAAAAUUGAAACAAGAAUAUUGUAAGGUAAUUAAUGAAUAUUUAGCUCUGGGUCAUAUGGUAAAGGUAAAUGAAGAAAACAACAAUGCGAUAUAUUUACCCCAUCAUGCGAUCUUGAGAGAUGAUAAAGAUACAACAAAGCUACGAGUUGUUUUCGACGCUUCUGCAAAGGGAUCCAAAGGAUUUUCUCUAAAUGAUACGAUGUUAACUGGACCAGUAAUACAAAGAGAUUUACGCACUCUAAUUAUGGAGUGGAGAACAUAUAAAAUAGCUCUGCAUCAGCUCCGUUCUUGGCUGUUCGCACUCUUUUCCAAGUCGCUGAAGAUGAAGAGCAAAGAUUUCCUUUGGCUGCAUCAAUAG
Vanessa atalanta (red admiral) is the source of this 1320-nucleotide messenger RNA. RefSeq lists its product as uncharacterized. Bases 1 to 1320 code for a protein of 439 amino acids. Lineage: Eukaryota; Metazoa; Arthropoda; Insecta; Lepidoptera; Nymphalidae. The transcript is spliced from 3 exons. The record is from RefSeq and is a predicted model, not a curated record.